ACUCGAUAGGGCGUGUUUACGGUUUCGCGGUCGGCAAAAUGAAUCCCUCCUUCGGACAGGAAGUGCCAUCGGGUGAAGUGUUGAAUGAAGUAGAGUGACGCGUGAAAGCCGGAACCACUGUGAACUGAUCGGUUGCAUGGUCUGGUCUGGAGGCAAUCUGCAACUGUCGUCGCCUGUCGAACCGAGGACGGAAGGUUGUCAGCAGUCGCUAUCCUGCGGUCUUCGUUGAACGACGUAUCGAACAUCGUCCGUGUAUAGUGAAGGGUUGGCACACAAGGACAGCUCUCGCAAGGAAUCUCCUGCAACCGCGGUUGAAUUAAUAAUUUAACGCCAGUUUGGUGUGGAGUGAUAGUCAUUAACGAGCUCGUUACCGUGGAUUCUGUUGUUAUCGUUACCAAUGCGAGCGUGGUAGCAUUCGGAAUUUACCCCGGCGGUAUGUUUUAGUGCAUUUGUGGCUCUCGGGGCCAAUUGUUCGAAGUGUGGUUUGCUAAUUGCUAUGUAAGCCAUAGUGUAAUCCUUUGGCAGUGAAACCUAUUUGAUCGAUUCGUUCGCCGGGGCAACUCAUCAGCAUAAUCAUAUUAUAAAAUGCGACGAACGGAACAAGCGCUGUUUUAAUCAUGUGGUGCGUUGAAUCAAUAUCUAAUUAGGAGUGAAAACAAAAGCUGAGGAGAUAAAAAUUAAUAAUAGAUUGUGCUCGAUCAUUUUCCCGAUGGACGUGUCCUGGGCAGUGAAACAGCGCCCGAGUGCACCUGGGAAAGGAAAUAAUUAAAAAUUCAAAUUUCACGAGCAUUGGUGAUGAAUAUUCAUGAUGAGCCCGUGGGUCAGUUGUAGGCUAUUCUGCAGUGUGGGUGCACCUGAUGGAUUAUCGUUAAAAAGCUCGACCACUUGAUGCAAUUGUGGAAUUAUCGUUUCUCGUGCAAAUUGUUCCCGGUCCACCGCCGCUUCGGUUAGUGAAGUGAUGAGCAACGGGCAGAGUUCCGCUUCCGGUCACAGCUGGCCCUGGCAGACUGUCCCCAAGUUCUAAGUGGAUGAGCAGCAGCGGCCAAAUGAAUGAUGAUACCGCUUUCCACUCGACUGGAACACCGAGCGACAGUUGAAAUGAUUGAUGAAGCUACGCUGUGCAAAUAACGAAACAAAUAAUUAUAAAUUUAUGCCUGAAAUUAAUUUGAUUGGGUCCGAGGCCUAUCCUCGCUCAGCGCUCUGACGAAUACUCGGCGUUUCUGUAAUUAGUGUCUGAGGUGUCGGUUUUUGUCGAAUCUGUAAUUCUCUUUCAACUUGACGCACCUGUAGUUAGCAUAGGAAAAUAUUCUCCAUUCUGUGAACUCACGCUAUCGCUCCGUAGUUAAUACAAAAUUAAUCAAAAAAAAAAUUGCAAAAUUCUCAAGUGUUUUAUCGAAAAUGAUCUCUCGUUGGAAUAUCUGCUUGCGAAUAGUACUCCUGCAGCUGCUGAACGUAGCUCGACCUUCCCUUGGAUACUUCGACCUGUUCCUGAACCACUCGGAAGUAAUCAAAUUAAUGGGUAUCGAGGCGGAUCUGUUCUACGUACGAGACGGGGCCAUUAACGACUAUGCCAUCAGCUUCGUGGUUCCGAUGAAGACCGGCAUCGACGAUUUGCAGUUUUCCUGGCAGAGCCGUACGGCAUAUCCGCUUCCCUACACGAUAUCGGUCCACUACGACGACAACGAAGGCGUACUGCAGCAUCCGGAGCUAAACAUCCCCAGCAGUGGCAUCAUCCCGAGGACAGUGGAGGCAUUCACGGUUCAUCUGCUGUGUUCUGGUAACGUGUCGAAAGAGGUGCCGGUCGGGAUUCACCUGCAUGUCGAAGGACCGCCGAAGCAAAACGAUACAAAAUUGAUUAUCAAACGAAAUAAAAUUUGCAUUAAAGGCAUCUUUCCACCGCGGCACCGCCUCCCGGCAGCGGAAAUUGCACCACCCCAGGGACCGGCUCUGCUGGGUGCGGCGGCCUGUGCCCUCGGUCUGGUGCUGGUGGUGGGGCUCAUUGCCAGCGCGAUGUACGUGAGGGCCCGCAAGCAGAUCCGCCAGGAUUCACUACACACCAGCUUCACCACCGCUGCUUAUGGCAGCCAUCAAAAUGUUUUCAUCCGUCUGGAUCCCCUGGGGCGACCUCCCAGUGCGAACAGUGGUUCCUAUGCUACGAUUGCCAGCCUCAACAAAUACCCCAUCAGCGAGUCGAAGAAGUCAUGGUUUCGAAGCACUCCAUCGCCAUCACCGUACGCGACAGCACUGCUUCCGCUGAACCAUGGCCACAGCAAUGGCGGGCUUGCUGCGACGGAAUCCGUCUACGCGAAACCGGAAUCGGUCUGUCCAUCCCGGGUGUCCUAUUACGCCUCAUCGCAACUGACUCAGGUCUACAGCCUAUCGACUCCGGCCCGAAGUAUCCAUAGCAAUAGCUCCAACCCGAAGGACAAACUCCGGAGGAUUGCCGUCUCGCCGGACACUGUCAUCUGCCAGCAGCUGGUGCAGGAGGGAACCUACGGGCGGAUCUUCUACGGCAUACUGCAUCACCCUCUCGGCGAGACGAGGGACGUUCUUAUCAAAACUGUUGUCGAUGGUGCCUCGCUCAGCCAAGUGGCCUAUCUAUUGUCGGAAGGAUCGACGCUCUGUGGGGUAUCCCAUCCCAACAUACUGUUUCCGGUGGCCGCUGUCACCGAGCUUUCAGGUCCGCCGAAAGUUGCCUAUCCACUGGCAACCAAGGGAAAUCUCAAAAUAUACCUCCAAAGCUGCCGGGAUAUCGGCAUGCAGGGUUCGGGCGUGUCACUGAGCACCCGUCAGCUGGUGGAUUUCGGCCUUCAAGUGUCCCGUGGCAUCUCGCAUCUUCAUUCACUCGGAGUCCUGCACAAGGAUAUCGCCACCAGAAAUUGUGUGCUCGAUUCAGAGCAAAACGUACGAGUCUGUGAUAACGCACUGUCGCGUGAUGUGUUCCCGAAUGACUACCACUGUUUGGGUGACAACGAGAACCGGCCGAUCAAGUGGAUGGCACUGGAAACGCUGGAAAAGAAGUUCUACACCACGUCGAGUGACAUCUGGAGCCUGGGGGUGCUGCUGUGGGAGCUGGCAACACUGGCAGUUAUGCCAUUUGAGGAGGUGGACUCGUUUGAACUGGCUGCUUACCUUCGAGAUGGCUACCGGUUAGCGCAGCCCGUUAACUGUCCGGAUGAAUUCUACACGGUUAUGUCCUGCUGCUGGCUGGCGGACUACAAGCAACGGCCGUCGUUUCCGCAGCUAAUUGCCUACCUGCACGAUUUCCACGAGGAUUUAGGCAAGUACGUCUAGCGUGGCUGCGUGUCAAGCGGUGAUUUCUGGCGCCACCCUACCACCACACGGCACAGUCAGCAGAGGAGGAUGCCUACUUCAGUGAACUAGGUUAGUCGAUAAGGAAGAAGAAAGGUGCUUUCAACAAACUAGGCGUCGUCGCCGUAGUCAUUUUUUCACACGAAAGAGAGCAGCGUGAGCGGAGUCACUAAACGUCCAUAUAGCAGGCCAUGAUGCACCCAUUCAUUAUAACAGCUGCGCCUUGUAGUGGACCUUGGAAAGAAGAUGCUGCCGUUACACCAGUCUCGGUUUUGUAGGCCCGAGAGGGAAGCUUGGUAGAAGCUUUGUAGAAGAUAAAAAAGUGAUAAUUGGGUCGGUAGGUGCAAUAAAGUAACAAACGAGGAGCACAGAUUCGAUAGAAACGGAAUUGUUUUCUGCAUAGCUGGCGCAUUGACUAUCCAUUAAUUUCUCCUUUUUAUAUCGUUUAGUCUUCUUGCCACUAGAAUAAUUUUAAGAGAAACAGGAAAACUCAAACCCCCUAUUCAUACAGGAUUGACUAGGUUGGAUUCACUCCAACUCAAUCCAGUAUUUAUAAAACGGGAUGGCAAUGACACAAAGGUAUGUACAUCUAUGGUUCUGCCAACACUGCCAAAUAAUAUCGUUUCAGUUUUAGUUCGCAUAAAUUUUACCAUUUUUUUCGCGAUGCUCGGUUUUGUUGACUGAUUACAAUCGAUAAAGUGGAAGAACUGUUAACUGCCAAUAUCGUACCAUUGCUAUUCCUCCGAUUAACCACUACCGUUGAGUGAUUUCUGUGAUUUUAUAUCGUACUCAUCUACAGGAAGCCACCUUCGUUCUUCACUUUCAACACAGAGAACAGACAUAUAAGCUGAAACAAACUUUCCAGAAAAACCUGUGUAAACAUUUAAAUGAAAAUACGUUGAAAAUCACCAUCGCAUACAGAUUCGCAUGCGUGAGUCACCAUUGUAUCCAAGUUUGCACACAAGUCCCGUAUAGCGAUUGCUGGCCGAUCGAAGCGCCGACCAGUGGCAAGUUGCUACUUGCUGUUGUCAUUUCAAAACGACAGUUUUAUUUCUUACACAAGUUGAUAACUUUACUUGUAUGUCAGUUGUCAGUGCUUCAAUAGCCAUCGCUCUGUACAGUUCAGUCUCUGUCAUAAUGACCAAAAGCAAUAAGUGCGAUGCUGUCUCUUGUUUUGGUUCUGCUGGCUAACGGAGUCAAAAGAUUUGUUGCGAAUUGUGUGCUAAAUGGUUUGAUCAUAAGUGCGUAAACCUCAAUAACUCUGUGAUUAAAUCUCUUCGCGAAACUCACCACGGCUUCGUCCCCAAGCGAUCUACUUACACAAAUCUAGUAGCUCACAUAAUUUCGCGCCAAUUCGAACAAAUGUUGGCAGCACCCUCUCAGAUUUUAAUGAAACUUUCUGUACACGAAGACUUUGUCACAAAAAGCCACUUUGCAUACUUUGUUUCACCAAAAAUGAUCUAGACUGUCAUUUGAAAAGGGUCAAACUUUUUUUGCCAAUUUUGUCUAAAAAUGACAAAUCCUACAAAAAAUGUUAGAGGAGUGAUUUUCACAAAAUUAGUCAAAUUUUUGAAUAAAAAUAUUGAAAAAAUUCUUCAUCGACUGCUAUACUGAACAAAAUCUAUUUUGAAAAUUUAAAGUCGACUUACUAAAAAACCCCAUCUUUGAUUUGGAUGAAAUUUUGUUACAAUAUAGGUAAUUAUGUUCUCUACCUACCGUCAAAAAUUCAAGUUGGGCACUUCAAUGAAAAAAGUUAAAUAACUUAAAUAAAAAAGAAUUCCUUGUCCAAGCAGAAUUUUUUUCAGUGUAUUUGUAUCGAAAACUAAACCAAUGAAAGUCAUAAUCACUUCAGAAUACAAUUUCCCAACAGCUAGUUGCAUGAUACAUGCACAAAGUAUCAGUAACGAAUUUGGUAUAUAUUCAUAACAAAUUUGAAUGUAAACUUUCAAAUGUGCACAAUAAUUAACGCUAAUAGGCUUCUACUUUUACAUUUUUUUAAAAUAAUUUGCACGAUGACGAAGUCGACCGAUAAAUCGACACACAAUAGCCUCCACUGCGAGCCGUGUCCAACAACCCCGCCAUUAAGCUGUGGAAUAAUGUUUGCAAACACGACCCACAGCAAAAAUCAAUUCACGUCAACCCGCGAGUCGGCCACGCCAUCGCGCACAGACCAGUAGUCGUUUGUAUGAAAAAACUCCACACAUUACUAUCGAGGCGUAAUGUAAUAACCAUCUUAAAACAAUUGUCUGUCAAAGGUUCUUUAGCACUGAUGCACGCAAUAUGCUUGAUGAUGUUUGCAAUACCGUCAAACCCCUCAACCAAGGGGAAUACAUGGUUCACACCAAAAAAUGAUGAAAUUUAAACGACAUGUAAAUCAAUACGAAUGUAAACAUACAAAGUUUGAAUCAAAAAUUUGAUUGAAAAUUAAGUUUAAUUCGAUGCACUCAAUGGGAGCAUCAAAAAGAGUAUGAUUGUACACAUUCGUUCGUGUAAUAUUACAUGUCAUUUAUUUUACAGCAGUAUCGGAAUAAAAAUAUAUUAAUGUGCAUUGGUAUCCGGUUUAAUGAAACUGCAUUCUUCAAUCAACGUGUAAAAUUAUAAUAAAAUUCGUUGAACAAAGCACGACAAGUAGUGUGUAUUUGUGGUGGAACUUAAUUUUACUUUUAUAUUUUUGCUCCAAAUAUGUGCAUGAAAAUAAAUUUUAAAUUACAAAAUAUUUUUUUUCUGUGUAGGCCUUUUUAAAACAAAAAAAUAGAAUAACUCAAGAACUGUUCGAUAUAUCUGUUCAAUAAAAUGGUGUACUUCUAUGAUGGUAACAAUUUUGUGGAACUGAAAUGUUUCGAAAUCUUUUUUUUUUUUGAUAGUUGUCCUACUGGAGUUGUAGAGCUAUCAGCUAGUCACACUACAAUUGCAGAGGAGACAGGCAACGUUGCCCACUAAAACACUGCUUGGCCUUAAGCAGCGGGCCAUGGUUCUGAAUGUGAUAUUCAUUGUACGGUUCAGAUAUGUGCUGGCGUAAAGGUUUUGCGAUCGCGUGUAUCAUCGCGAAGGGCUUGAACAUUUGUUCGCUAAAGUGUAUGUAACCUCGCGUGUAUAAAUUCGAUUUUAUACCCGUGUGCCUUUCGUAUAAUCGCGUGUGUUCUUGGAACACACACACACGCGUGAAUCCGAUACUUAAUUUUCGGUGUACGGUUUAGAUGCUAGAAGAAAGUAAAAGCUUCCAUAUCACUGAAGUUGCCGGUCAUGUCGCCAUUGAACGUGUUGUCCAGUGGAUAUAAGGGCUUUCUUUUUUUAAUUGGUUUAACUCAAGGCAUGGACCUAGUCUGCUGAUACCAAAAAUAGAAUCUUCCAAAAGUGACUGAAUCAUGAUCGUGUGAGCGCGGGAGUUGUUAAAUUCACGCUUGAGAUCGCGUUUGAAAAUUUAUAAGCGCUAUGACGUUCACCUGAUCUCCGGGAUGUUAUUAUGUUUGAGAGAUCUCGCGUGUAGGUGCCGUGGAUAGUCGCGAAGGGCUCAAGCAUUAGUAAGUACGUUGACGGGUUUGUCACGUGAUCCUUCUUCAGAACUAAAUAGGAAAAUAAAGAAGUAAUAAUGGAAUACUUGCUUAAUGACAUAAACACUUUUCAAUUGGAUUCUUGAUUAAUAAAAAAUAUACUAAAUUGCUAAAUUAAACAAUAUCUUCUCACGAACUGAGUUUGAUUGGAUUCAGAGAUGAUUAUGACUUUCAUUGGUUUAGUUUUCGAUAAAAAUACACUGAAUAAAAAUUCAGUUUGGACAAGGAAAAGUUUUUUUCAAAUAACUCUUAUCCUUGAAUGUGCCCAACUUGAAUUUUUGACGGUAUAGUGAUGUCUGAUUUUUGCAAAUAAUCGAUUAUGCGUCAAUCGAAUAAUUUUUGAGAGCUUGAUUAACAGUUAUGUGUCCAACAAAAAAACACCUUUAACAGGCCAACGAGGGUACCCGGGUACCCACAAAUUGAAAUGCUCAUAACUAUGGCUUCCUGCAACCGAUUUGAACACUUUUAGAUAUUUUGGAUUCAGGAACUCAUCCACUUUUUGAUUCUGUACAAUAGAACCGGAAUAAUGGAUCUGGUUUUGGUAAUCCGGAUUUUCCGGAGUAAUGUUCCAGUACUAGGAUAUGAUUUGUAAAUUUUAAUAAUGUACUAGCAAUAUGAGUAUCAAAACUCUUCAAAUUGUCUCGGAAGUCUGUUUUUUAUUGUUACGGGACCCUAUGGCAAUUUGAAAAAUGGAAUUGGAAUGGAAUGGCCACUCACGGCCCCACGGGAACCUGCUCCGGAAUGUCCGUUCCGGGGUCAAACCACCAAAUGGUUCCAAAACCACGAGAUACAGCCAACUGAUGCAAUUCCAAGAAUUUUGAUACCCAUAUUGCUAGUAUUCCAUUGAAGUUCGCAAAUAGUACCCCAGCACUGGAACCUGCUUCCGGAAACCCGGAUUCGCGGGAACCGAAUAAAGUAACCCGAUUCAUUUUUAUCAAGUCGAAAAGUGGAUAAGUUCCUGAAUCCAAAACGGCCAAAUGUAUCGAAAUCGGUUGGAAAUUACCUUAGUUACGGGCAUUUUAGUUUUGUGGGUACCCGGGUACCCACGUCGGCCUGUUACGUAGUAAAAAAAUUCAGGAGCCCCUCCUCACUCCCACCCUUACUAUAUCAACAACAUUAUUAACCCAAAAGCUUGACUUAGUGAAGUUCUAAGAUGUCACAAAGUUUCAAUUUCCAGCUAUGGAUAAAACAUAGGAAUUUAAUUAAUUGAAACUUAAAAAGGUACCCGGGUACCGCGUCGGACACACAACGGUUAAAUGAUUCGAUUAAUCGGUCAAGACAAUCGAUUAAAAUCAAUAAUCGAUUAGGUAGAAAAUCUUAUUUUGUGAACCAAACAAAAAAAGGGUCGCUGGGUCUAUUUUGAAAUUUUGAGUCGCUUGGAUAUUUUGUUUUGCCGUUUUCAUAUUUACCAUUAGCACAUUAUCUUCAUGAAUUAUGUUGUCGAUUAAUUGAUAUCAGCUAAUCGAUUUACUCGAUUAUACCGAAAUCUUCUAUUAGAUUAUUAAUUUGUCCAUUAUUUAAGAAAUUAAUCGAUUAUUUGCGUUAAUCGAGUAAAAACAUACAUCACUAGGUAGAUGGGGAACAUAAUUACUUAUCUUGGAACAAAAUUUCAUCCAAAUCAAAGGUGGGUUUU
Molecule: messenger RNA, 8496 nt
Organism: Topomyia yanbarensis
Lineage: Eukaryota; Metazoa; Arthropoda; Insecta; Diptera; Culicidae
Gene: Drl-2
Product: tyrosine-protein kinase Drl
Exons: 12
Coding region: 1399-3294 (631 amino acids)
Biological process (GO): positive regulation of kinase activity; protein phosphorylation; multicellular organism development
Cellular component (GO): signaling receptor complex
Molecular function (GO): ATP binding; protein kinase activity
Source: RefSeq, a predicted model, not a curated record